Messenger RNA from Dama dama (fallow deer), 2131 nucleotides. RefSeq names its product kelch like family member 36 (gene KLHL36). The record is from RefSeq and is a predicted model, not a curated record. NCBI's taxonomy places the organism in Eukaryota, Metazoa, Chordata, Mammalia, Artiodactyla, Cervidae. Gene Ontology annotation, molecular function: cullin family protein binding. The coding region runs from base 138 to 1985 and encodes 615 amino acids. The transcript is spliced from 5 exons.
CGCGCGAGCCCGCCCGGCGGCCGUUGUGCCGGCGGUUCCGCCUUAGGGUGCCGGGUCCGAGGAAGCGACGGCGGCGUCCGCCGAGAGCCGGGACCUGUGAGUGCGGGCAAGCGUCCAGGGCUGCGAUCUCGUUUGUGAUGGAGGGAAGCCGGCAGACGCGAGUGUCUCGGCCGUACAAGAUCAGCGAGUCCUCAAAGGUGUACCGCUGGGCCGAGCACGCCGGCACGGUGCUGCAGCGGCUGAACGAGCAGCGCCUGCGCGGCCUCUUCUGCGACGUGGUCCUGGUGGCCGACGAGCAGCGCCUGCCGGCCCACCGCAACCUGCUGGCCGUGUGCAGCGACUACUUCAACUCCAUGUUCACCCUGGGCAUGCGCGAGGCCUUCCAGAAGGAGGUGGAGCUGAUCGGCGCCUCUUACAUCGGGCUCAAGGCCGUGGUGGACUUCCUGUACGGCGGGGAGCUGGUGCUGGACGGCGGCAACAUCGACUACGUGCUGGAGACGGCCCACCUGCUGCAGAUCUGGACUGCAGUGGACUUCUGCUGCGAGUACCUGGAGCAGGAGGUGAGCGAGGACAACUACCUGUACCUGCAGGAGCUGGCCUCCAUCUACAGCCUCAAGCGGCUGGACGCCUUCAUCGACGGCUUCAUCCUCAGCCGCUUCGGCACGCUGUCCUUCACGCCCGACUUCCUGCAGAACAUCUCCAUGCAGAAGCUGUGCGCCUACCUGGGCAGCAGUGAGGUGCAGCGGGAGUGUGAGCACGACCUGCUGCAGGCCGCCCUGCAGUGGCUGACUCAGCAGCCUGAGCGCGAGGCCCACGCCUACCAGGUGCUGGAGAACAUCCACUUCCCACUCAUCCCCAAGAACGACCUGCUGCACCGCGUCAAGCCCGCCGUGUGCUCACUGCUGCCGCGCGAGGCCAACUGCGAGGGCUUCAUCGAGGAGGCCGUGCGCUACCACAACAACCUGGCGGCCCAGCCCGUCAUGCAGACCAAGCGCACGGCCCUCCGCACCACCCAGGAGUGCCUGCUCUUCGUGGGCGGCGAGGUCUCCGAGCGGUGUCUGGAGCUCAGCGACGACACCUGCUACCUGGAUGCCCAGAGCGAGCAGUGGGUCAAGGAGACGCCCCUGCCGGCCCGGCGGAGCCACCACUGCGUUGCCGUGCUGGGGGGGUUCAUCUUCAUCGCCGGCGGCAGCUUCUCACGGGACAACGGAGGGGAUGCAGCCUCCAAUCUCCUUUAUAGGUAUGACCCCCGCUGUAAACAGUGGAUCAAGGUGGCCUCCAUGAACCAGCGCCGCGUGGAUUUCUACCUGGCCUCCAUCGAGGACAUGCUGGUGGCCGUCGGCGGUCGAAAUGAGAACGGCGCACUCUCCUCGGUGGAGACCUACAGCCCCAAGACCGACUCCUGGUCUUACGUGGCCGGCCUGCCAAGGUUCACCUACGGCCAUGCAGGCACUAUCUACAAGGACUUUGUGUACAUCUCGGGGGGCCACGACUACCAGAUCGGCCCCUACCGCAAGAACCUGCUGUGCUACGACCACCGGACGGAUGUGUGGGAGGAGCGGCGGCCCAUGAGCACGGCGCGCGGCUGGCACAGCAUGUGCAGCCUGGGGGACAGCAUCUACUCCAUCGGCGGCAGCGACGACAGCCUGGAGUCCAUGGAGCGCUUCGACGUGCUGGGCGUGGAGGCCUACAGCCCGCAGUGCAACCAGUGGACGCGCGUGGCGCCCCUGCUGCACGCCAACAGCGAGUCGGGCGUGGCCGUGUGGGAGGGCCGCAUCUACAUCCUGGGGGGCUACAGCUGGGAGAACACGGCCUUCUCCAAGACUGUGCAGGUCUACGACCGCGACAAGGACAAGUGGAGCGAGGGCACUGAGCUGCCCAAGGCCAUCGCCGGCGUGUCGGCCUGCGUGUGUGCCCUGAAGCCGCGGCUGGAGGACAAGAAGAGGAAGGGCAAGGGCAAGAGGCCCCAGGACCGCGGCCAGUGACCCCCGGCCUGCCGGCAGACCCGCAGCCACCCGGGAGAACCCGGCACCAUUAUGUACGACUUAGCAGCUUUUUUUUUUUUUACUUUUAUGAUUCUUGGUAUUUCUAUGGUAUCACAGUAACCAAUUAAAUAUUCUAUAUGACUUGA